Cladophialophora psammophila CBS 110553 is the source of this 525-nucleotide messenger RNA. RefSeq lists its product as uncharacterized. Lineage: Eukaryota; Fungi; Ascomycota; Eurotiomycetes; Chaetothyriales; Herpotrichiellaceae. The transcript has 3 exons. Bases 1 to 525 code for a protein of 174 amino acids. The record is from RefSeq and is a predicted model, not a curated record.
AUGGUUGUCGUCAAAGAUAACAUCCAAGCUGAUGUCUGGAGCAAAGGAUUCCCAAAGCAUGAUGAGACCGGAAACUGGGGCCCGAUGUUUAAGAGCACAAUUGAUGGAGUGCUCAAGGUCGCCGGAAGCGAUGCAAAGCAGGUCAAGACAAAGUUACAAGCUAUGUUGAAAGCUCUUCAGCAUAGCACCGUGAUUAUCAAUGUAGCUUCACCUUCGAGACUAGACGGUCACACCAAGCCCAAGCCUCUCGAUGACAAGCACUUUGGAUUUGAAGACGCAAUCUCGCAGCCGUCGAUAGAGGGGAUUGACACGCUUGAGGGAUCAGUUAGUGGCGCCCCGAACAUGAAUACUGACGCGAACAUCAUCGUCGUGUCAAACGCCAGUUCACCAGCAAGGGGGGGGGAACAUCCGGCGUGGAUGGAGGACGGAAUUUUUCUUGUCUCUCGCAAACAUGAGCAGGAUGUCAAGGCAGUUAGUGAUCUUAUCGACAAAUGGGCGACUAAUGGCUGCACCAGCAGAGAAUAA